Messenger RNA from Carlito syrichta (Philippine tarsier), 1005 nucleotides. RefSeq names its product testis expressed 101 (gene TEX101). Bases 1 to 1005 code for a protein of 334 amino acids. The transcript is spliced from 7 exons. The record is from RefSeq and is a predicted model, not a curated record. Lineage: Eukaryota; Metazoa; Chordata; Mammalia; Primates; Tarsiidae. Gene Ontology annotation, cellular component: plasma membrane raft; plasma membrane. Gene Ontology annotation, biological process: binding of sperm to zona pellucida; regulation of flagellated sperm motility.
AUGGGACUGGGACAUGAAGAGACAAGGCAAGUGGAAGAGCCAGAGACAUGGGAUGGGAUGGGGCCAGACAAAAGACUGGAACUUAAGCAGGGUCAUCCAAUGAACUCAUCCGAUGCUUUUGCCACGGACCAAUGGGGCUUCGAGUGCCGUGUCUCUCUGAGGGACGUAAGAGAAGACGAGGCGGUGCGAGGAGGCGUUCCAGAAGGUUCUUUCAGUCCCGAUCAACUCUGCCCAGCCCCAGCCUCUCUAGAAGAAGCCAUGGCAACGCGUCUUGUCCUGAGUCUGCUGUUCUUCUUCCUCCUAGGAGCCUCCAGCCACAGUUUGACCGAAGAUGUGCAUUGUUACAAGGGUGUCUCCGUGAAUAUAGAAGCGGAUCCAACCAAUAAGUUUAAUUGGACCGCAGAGGAAGUUGAGACUUGUGACAAUGGAGAAUUUUGCCAGGAAACCAUACUAAUUAUUCAAGCAGGAGCUGAGGUGGCCAUUUUUGCCACGAAAGGCUGCAUCACCGAGCAGAUGGCUGCAGUCACGUUUGUCCAGCACACUCCACCCCCUGGCCUGAUGGCAAUCUCCUACAAUAACUACUGUGAAGAGUUCCUAUGUAACGACAGGAACAACAUAAAUGACUUUAUAAGGCAACAGGAGACCCCAGGUACUCUGGAAGGAGGCACUCUCCAUUGCCCAACCUGUGUGGCUUUGGGGUCCUGUUCCAGUGCUCCUUCUCUUCCCUGUCCCAGUGAUACAAAGCGAUGCUACCAAGGAAAACUUGAGAUUGUGGGAGGUGGCAUCAACACCUCUGUGGAGGUCAAAGGCUGUAUAGCGGAGCCUGGUUGCAGGCUGAUGUCCAAAAUCCCUGCAGUAGGACCCAUGUUGAUAAAGGAAAUGUGCCCACAGCAGCUCCUCACUCGAUCCCGAAAGGCAGAAAAUGGGACCAGCUGUCUUAUUUCAAUUUGGUGGCUACAGUUGCUGCUGCCUUUGCUGAUGCAAUCUUUCUUCCAUUUUUCCUGA